AUCAAGAUCGGUUGAGUAGUUUUCGAGAAAAUUGGACAACCGACUUUGUAAACACUGUUCCGAGAAAAACGCGUUUAAAGUUUUGUGUAACAAAAGUACUUGACUUGGAGCACACACCUUCCAAAGGCUGUAUCUCCGAAACUAUUUAGGACAAUAUUCUUGAGAUGUUGUAGAAAUUGAUAAGCCAAAAAAAAACAAAAACCCGAUUUUUUGAAUCUACGAAACCCAUGUAACCCCUUAAGUUUUAAAAUAAUACUUCUUUUAAAUUUUACUUUAAGCUUAAAGCGAAGCUUCUCCACUUAAAUACAUUCUUAAACACAUUUAUAUAUAUAUAUAUUUUUUUUGUCAAUUCAGAGUCUCGAGUCUCUUAAGACUUCGAAAAGCAUAAUACUGCUUUUUCAGUGCGAAAGCUGCAUAGAACAACAAAAGACUUAAGCCACAAACUUCAUGCUCAGCACAAAGAAGAUAUGUAUGUACACUUGCUUCUCUGACUCUUUAGUAGACUCUAGAAGAAAUUUGCUACAGAAACCUUCAGUGAUUAUAGUAAUGGGUUCUGCAAAGAAUAAAGAAAUUGUCAUAAAUAAAAGCCAUUUGAUGCGAAUAUGCAUAUUAAUGAGAUUUCUUCAACAUUAAAUGACGGUCUUAUAUUCUCUUGUGGCUCUUAGUGUUUGCGAUUUUAUCACGUGCUCUUUAUACUCAUUUGUUUUUGCAUCUCCUUUGGCGUUCUUUGUGCUAACCUUUCUUUUGUUAGUUAUUAUGGCUUACAUACUACGAGUAAUCUGCGAGUUCUAAUCGCACAGUUUUUUUGUUUUUGCAUUUCUUUUAGCUUUUGUGCAUCGUCACUUUUUUAUGCACUCUUUCGUUAGGCUACUUUGGUAGUAUAUUCUUACAAGCUUUGCAUGUGUACGUGUUGCUAUUUAUUGAACUCGUAGUGUUGGUGAUUUCAUAACUUUAGGUUCUUUUGUCUGCUAUUUCAACUGGUAAAUCUAUGUAUAUACAAGUAUUUUUACUACCAAAGUAGUAACUAAAAUGGUUGGAUAUUUAUCGAAACCUAUAGUUAACAUACUUAUAUAAAGCGUGAUCUAAACGAUCGCGCCGCUCAGUUGAUUGCGACCAUUGACGGCGGUAGCGAUUUUCUAAAGUAUAACAAUUGGAAGACUUUUUCGAAUUUUUCUUCUGUGUACUCUAGUAGAGCUUAAACCAAAAAGCAAUGCAGUGCUUUCAGUGGUGUGUGCUGUUAUUUUUGAUAACAGCACUUCGUUCAUGCGUAAGCCAUCCACUUGGCAUACGCGUCGCUUCGCUGGCCAAACAAUAUGCAGCGCUUGAAGAUAGUGAAUUUGAUGAUUAUGAUGUUGAUGAUAAUGAUGACGAUAGCAAUGAUAGAAUCGAUCACUUGCGGCAUGAUGAGGAUAUUGAUGAUAACGAUAAGAUCUAUGAUGACUAUGAUGAUGUAAAUGAUUUAAACGACAAUGUUGAUCAUGAUGAUAAUGAAGUGGCGUUUAACGAUAAUGAUGUUGAUCGUCACAAUGCAGCGUUUGAGGAAAAUAAUGCUUCAGAUGAUGAUGAUGAUGAUAUAGGUCGCAUAACUGGUUAUCGACCUGAUGUAGCUUUGACAAGUCCCUUCGAGUAUUAUAAUUAGACACAUAUAACAUUAGUAGUGCUUGUACUGAAAUAAUUAAUUUUGUUAUUUAUAUUUUUAAGUUGGUUUUAAUAAGAUUUAAAUUUAAUUAAUGUGUUAAAGUGGUAGCACCUAAGUAUUAAUGCAAUGUACAUACAUA
Zeugodacus cucurbitae (melon fly) is the source of this 1778-nucleotide messenger RNA. Its product is annotated as prostatic spermine-binding protein-like. Lineage: Eukaryota; Metazoa; Arthropoda; Insecta; Diptera; Tephritidae. Bases 1211 to 1639 code for a protein of 142 amino acids. The transcript has 2 exons. The record is from RefSeq and is a predicted model, not a curated record.